UUUUCAUAAAGGAAACUACUCACAAGGUUGCUGAAAUCUCUUCGACAGCCCACGACCGGUUUCGCCCAUCUUGGAGCUCAUCAGGUAGACGCAUUCUCCGAGUUUCCGUCAACCUUAUGAUUGUGGAUAUCGUACAAUCAGAGCACUGUAGAUUCGUGCCUGUUGUAGAUUGGCCCUCCGCUCGUUUCACAUCCCAUAACUUCCUUUGUUCGACUGAGGAAGCUAGCACAUGCAUCGUCU
Opisthorchis viverrini is the source of this 240-nucleotide messenger RNA. RefSeq lists its product as hypothetical. The annotation marks the transcript as partial. NCBI's taxonomy places the organism in Eukaryota, Metazoa, Platyhelminthes, Trematoda, Opisthorchiida, Opisthorchiidae. The transcript has 2 exons. The record is from RefSeq and is a predicted model, not a curated record.